AUGACGGUCUUGAGGGUCUGGAGGAACUCGGCGCCGUCCGCGCCCAUGAUGAUGCGGUGGUCCGCGGUGAGGUUGACGUUCAUCAUCUUCUUCACGCCGAUCAUGCCGUCGUCGGUGGCCACCACCGUGGGCUUCGAGCCCGCGACGGCCAGAAUCGCGCCCGUGCCCUCCGGCAGCACGGCGUCGAAGGACUCCACGCCAAACAUGCCCAGGUUCGACAGCGUGAAGUUGGAGCUGGAGAGUGUCCCAGCGCGCGGGCAUCGCAAGUUUGUUUUGGUGGAGGCUCACCAGGACGCGAGGCACAGGAGCAGGUUGUUGCAACACUGUGGCACCCGUGGUGUGGUGUCACGGCAGCGCCACGCGCAGGAGUCGCGCCUCACCUUGUAG
This is a messenger RNA of Pedinophyceae sp. YPF-701, 387 nucleotides long. The record is from the annotation of a GenBank genome assembly. NCBI's taxonomy places the organism in Eukaryota, Viridiplantae, Chlorophyta, Pedinophyceae.